Poeciliopsis prolifica (blackstripe livebearer) is the source of this 2814-nucleotide messenger RNA. Its product is annotated as inositol-pentakisphosphate 2-kinase-like. NCBI's taxonomy places the organism in Eukaryota, Metazoa, Chordata, Actinopteri, Cyprinodontiformes, Poeciliidae. Gene Ontology annotation, cellular component: nucleus. The record is from RefSeq and is a predicted model, not a curated record. Gene Ontology annotation, biological process: inositol phosphate biosynthetic process. Bases 16 to 612 code for a protein of 198 amino acids. Gene Ontology annotation, molecular function: inositol-1,3,4,5,6-pentakisphosphate 2-kinase activity; ATP binding. The transcript is spliced from 4 exons.
UUCCAGGUUGAUUUAAUGAACUCGUCCCUCUGUGAUGCAGGAUCUCAAGGUUUACCCACCAACAGCAUUUUGUCCAGAAUCCUUCAGACUCAGAUGUUGGACUCGUUGGACAUCGAAGGGCUUUAUCCUCUGUACUGCCGAGUGGAGCAACACCUGCAGGACUUCCCCAAGGACAGGACUGGCCUCCAGAUAGACGGACCGUACGACCAGAACUUCUUGGAGAAAGUGCAGAAAUGUUCGAUGGAGGACGACGGCUCUGUGGAGUACGCUGCUGCCAAGGUCCAUCAAUACCGGAUCGCCAUGACAGCCAAGGACUGCUCCAUUAUGGUUACACUGGUUCCCAGUAGUGAAGAAGAGGACAAUGAUGAAGAACUCUCCUCCCAGAAGCGUCUCAGGGACUUCAGACCUCAGGCCUUCUCCUCCUCCGUCUCCGUCCUGGAUCUGGACCCCAAGCCGCUGGACAGCGUCCCCCGCCAGCUGCGUCUGGACCAGAAGAUCGUCUCGUGUUACCUGAGGACGGGCGGUGCCUUGCCCAACGGCUCCCUGCCGCCGCUGCCCAGCAUCCUGGCGGCGGAGAGGGAGGAGCGAGCGUUGCUUUUCCAGGCUGUGUGAAGGGACCGGCUCCGAGGUCAAGAGGUCACCGCCCAGAGAGCAGUCGGAUCAGAACCCGGCGCCAGUUCUGUUUUACUUCACCACAAACUCGCAGCUUCACUCUGACCUCUCCUGAAGCUGUUGUCAUAGCAACGGGCUCUGAUGCUUUGAGGUCAUCAUCAUCAAACACUGUCAGCAGGCGUCUGCUGAAACGCUUUAAAAGGUCAAAUUAAAGGGUCGGUUGAACCCGACCAGAACCUCCUGGGAACCUCUCUGUAUGUGGGAUCCAACAGAGCUGGGACAGAACCUCUGACGUUUCCACUGAUAACAGGAAGUGAUUUACUGUCAGUCUUUUCCUGGGUCCAGUUGAGCCAGAACCUCCCAGUGUCUGAGCAGAGCGGGUUUGGUUCUGUUUGUGCCGGACCGGACCAGACCGCUCAUUGGGAUCAGAGCAGAUUUCUGUCUGGAUGUUAAACAAACAGCAGCAUUCAGAGGUUCUGAUCCGGCCCCGGUUCUUUCCUCUGAUCCGGUUCCUUCCCCUCUCUGUUUGGGUGUUCUGGUUCUGCAGUUCUUCCUGCAGGUCUUCCAGACGGUUCUUUUGGACUUUGGCUGAUAUUCAGUUCUUUUCAGUCCAACAGAGAAAUAGAACCUUAUGGAGGUUCUGGAGAACCACUGAUCCAAACAGAGAAGUAGUGAGGAAUUGAGGACUGGUUGGAUAUCAGGAGGUUCUGGAGUCCAACUUCUGGACUGAAAGCUGCUCCAGAGUCCAUCCAGACCCCUUCAGAAUCUUUCUAGAACUCAGAGCGUUUCAUCGACCUGGACUCUGCGGUGAAGGUCCAAUCUGACCUCUGACCUGCUUUUUUUUUGUGCCAAACAUGGCUGGUGCUGGUUCUGGAAGACGAUGAUGGUGCGUUUGUUGAGGAAGCGAACUCUGUUACAGGCUGCGUUCCCCUGCAGCCCGGCCCAUUCAGCAGGUCAGGACCGAUUCUGCUGGACCGGCCAGCAGCGGCUUCAGAGAAACCGCUGACCUUUGCCCUUGGUUCCUGUUGAAGGCGCUCUCCUUUGGCCAAUUAGUAACAGUGUGAGCUCACUGAACGGCACCGCAGACUGGAAACGUUCCAGUUCAACUGGGAGGAUUUUCAGGUUACGGCUCUUAAUCUGUAAAAUGUUGAUAAAGUCGAUUUGAUGAGACGCUCCAAAGGUUUACACACUCCUGUGAACGUAUCCACUUCCUGUGGGGCAGAAGCCGACUUUAUUCACCUGGAACACAAACUAUCCUGUUAGUGGGGAAAACAGAACCAGUUAAAUCUGUAAUGACCCGGCCAAGUUUACGCACAGGUUCUGGUCCAGUUCUAGCAUUCUGAGGAACCUGAAGUAAACUUCAGCUGUAAUCUUCCUCACAUCUGUUCAUGUUCCACAGGGUCAGAUGGUUUAAAGGUAUCAGUCAGGAGAAGGGCACAAAACACUAAUCUGCUAGAAAGCUGAAGCAUUUUUUUGUCCAUCAUCUCCGAGAGACCAAACAUCCAGUCAGAACAUUUAAUCAAUGAUUUCAUGGGAGGAAAACUACAUAGUUUUAGAACGGCCUAGUUAAAACCCAGAUUGAAAACCAAUUAGCUGAAGAGGCAAGUGGAGAAUAGACUGGAGAACUUUUAUAAAGCAGGCAGAAUGACUCCCUGACGCAGCUUCUUGUUUUUCCAGGAUAAAUGUCACAUUUAAUGCUUCCAGAAGUUUCACCGCCACAGAAAGUGACUUUAGCAGGGGUGUGAAAACUUUACAACCUCUGAAAACUAACAAACGAUGACAGCAGAGGGGAACAUUCAGGUUGUUUAAUACUAAAAGAAAAAAUAAAUGUUCAAAGUAAAUGACAUAUGAACAGUUUUAGUGAGAUUUUUAUGUUAAGAAAUUAAAAAAUAUUUUAAAUGUGCAGAAAAGGGGAUAAAAAUGUGAAAUCAGAGGAUAUUUAGUUACAUUUAACUUCAGUUUGAAAUUGUUAAAAAUCUGAGCUGGAACCUGAUUGGCCGGCUGCCUGAGCGCCUCCAUUCACUGAGGGUCAUAGGUCAUCAGCUCUGUGAUUCCUGCAGAGAGGAUGUAAAGGCCAAACAGCUGUCUGGUGUUUUCUACUGAAAUCAUUUUAUUUUUGUAGAUUUGGACCAACAGGCUCCGCUGGUUCUGCCGUCACAGUCACGCUCUUUGUAUCAGAAUAAACAUUUGUACUGGACCGAA